Messenger RNA from Aspergillus tanneri, 1080 nucleotides. Its product is annotated as class I SAM-dependent methyltransferase. Gene Ontology annotation, molecular function: methyltransferase activity. The transcript has 2 exons. NCBI's taxonomy places the organism in Eukaryota, Fungi, Ascomycota, Eurotiomycetes, Eurotiales, Aspergillaceae. The record is from RefSeq and is a predicted model, not a curated record. Bases 1 to 1080 code for a protein of 359 amino acids.
AUGAGUGAGGCACAAGGACCUGUCAUGAGCAUCGGCAGCGCUCCUGUCAUAUAUGACCAUCCGCCGAUCGCUUCUCCUGUAUCCUAUCCCAAGACACGGCCCGCUCAAAUCCUCGAUAUUCGCAAGCGGACUUCUCGUACAGACCUGUACCAUCAAAUCUUGGCUGGGCUUUGGGCUAAAGAUAAAGAAUUGCCUUCUCUUCUCCUCUGGAACGACUGUGGUCUGGACCUUUUUAGUGAGAUACUAAAUAGUGAUGAGUACUAUCCACGUCGUCGGGAAACACAAUUGCUCCAGACGCAUGUAAAUGAAUUUACACGCUCGAUCUCAUCUGGCGAAAGAUUGAUAGAACUUGGUGCGGGCAACCUUCAAAAGACCGUGUCAGUACUGCGCUGCCUGGAGCAGAAUAGAAAGCACGUGGAAUACUGUGCACUAGAUGUCAGUCACGCUGCCCUGCAAAGUAGCAUCACCGAACUCAAAACACAACUUCCAUUUGCUUCAUAUGUCACCAUUCGUGGGCUCCUGGGUACAUAUGACGACUGCGCGUCAUGGCUGAAGCAGAGCGGAGCUACCGUGCGAACGACCUUUCUCUGGCUAGGAAAUAGCAUCGCCAAUUUCGAGCCAGAAGAUGCAACGAGCAUCCUGGCAGACUUCCUCCAGACCAAUGAAUCUCCGUCUCACUCUCCACAAAUGAUCAUUGCAGUGGAUGGUUGUCAGGAUGUUGAGCAGAUUCUCGAAGCGUAUGACAUGCCGAACAAACUAUCCCGGAAGUUCGUUUUUAACGGACUAUCGCAUGCAAACCAAAUUCUUGGCUCUGAGGUGUUCAAGCCCCAGCAUUGGACAUUUGUCGGGAAGUGGAAUCCUGUCAAAUCCAUGCAUGAAAGCUUUUACGUUGCAAAAAUGGCUAUGAGCUUAGAUAUUGGCGAUGAGAGGUUCCACGUUCACGCUGGAGAAAAAGUCCGGGCCAUUACCAGUGGGAAAUGGCCCAAGGAUAAAGUUACUAGCAUUUGCCAUGCGGCAGGCAUAAACGUUGUGAAAGGAUGGACGGAUGGGGAAGGUACCUAUGGUAAGAAUAUCACAUAA